Molecule: messenger RNA, 1209 nt
Organism: Magnusiomyces paraingens
Lineage: Eukaryota; Fungi; Ascomycota; Dipodascomycetes; Dipodascales; Dipodascaceae
Exons: 3
Coding region: 1-1209 (402 amino acids)
Biological process (GO): thiamine pyrophosphate transmembrane transport
Cellular component (GO): mitochondrial inner membrane
Molecular function (GO): thiamine transmembrane transporter activity
Source: RefSeq, a predicted model, not a curated record
AUGUCGUCGUCGUCACCGUCAUCGCAGAAAAUCAACCUGCCAGCAAUCUCUUCAAAAGAUAUGGCUGCGGGGCUGGCAGUCUCUGCAACUCAAAACUCAGCUGCUGCGGGGUCAUCAUCUCAACAAACCCCCCCACGGACUAUAACCAAUAUCAACAAUAUCAACAAUAACAAUCUUAAACAACAAGAUCAAACCACCGGAUCACUCGAUAAGAAUCGCGUAGUUCCCUUUGAAUCCACAGUCUCUGGAGCAGUUGCAGGACUUGUAUCAAGACUCCAAUUAGAAGUCAAUUCAAAUUCUCCUACACAUGGCACUGGGCGUCGGAUAUUUAAUAAGCUCAAAUCAAUUGCUUAUCAAGAAGGAUUCACUGCACUAUUUAAAGGCAACGUUCCUGCAGAAAUAUUAUACAUUGCUUACGGAGCAGCACAAUUCACCACGUACCGAUGGACCUCUAAUAUGCUAGCAACAGCCCUCCCAAAUACAUCCGACUCUGCAAAAUCAUUUGCAUCCGGCGCAACUUCAGCCUGUGUUGCGACUACUCUUACAUACCCCUUUGAUCUCCUGAGGACCCGCUUCGCUGUUCAAGCUACCCCGGGGAAUCCUAAAGUAUAUACCUCGUUAUACCAAGCCAUACGGCAGAUCUACCAUCUUGAAGGUGUUUCUGGAUUUUAUCGUGGCGUUGCACCCGCCGUGCUUACCAUGGUCCCUUAUAUGGGACUUUUUUUCAUGUCAUACGAAAAACUUAGUCAAGGAUUAAUUUAUAUUCUUCCAUCCACCCAAUCUCUCAGCAAUAUAGACAAGACCAAUAAUAAUACCACUACUACUACUACUACUACUGCAUCUAUACCGAAAUUCACCAUAACCUCUCUUAAAACUCUGGUCGCAAACUCUCACGAAGCAAUUGCAGGCCUGCUGGCAGGAAUCUUUGCCAAAACUGCUUUAUUCCCCUUUGACGUGGUUCGCAAACGGUUACAAGUCCAAGGCCCUACACGUGAAAAGUACCUCUCAGGGACAAUCCCAAAGUACCCCCGUAAUCCAUUCGUUACGGCAAUCAUGAUUCUACGGCAAGAGGGAGUUUUUGGAUUAUACAAGGGCUUGUUUGUGUCCAUCAUAAAAAGUGCUCCUGCAAGCGCUGUCACCAUGUGGACCUAUGAGCAUACUCUGGAAUAUAUGCGCAAAUUAAAACAGGACGGGUAUAUUACCUACUGA